GCCCUGUAAGAAAAAGGGAAACUUAAGGAUGCUGGAGCAGAACAAUGGAUUUCUCCUUCUCUUUCAUGCAAGGGAUCAUGGGAAACACAAUUCAGCAACCCCCUCAGCUUAUUGACUCCGCUAACAUCAGACAGGAGGAUGUCUAUGAAGCCAUCAGUGACCCAGGAGAUGAUGGAGGACAGCAAAACUUUGAGUCUCCUUUGGAGUCAGGCUUUCCUUACCCUGCUGAAGACCUCCCAGUCAUUACAAACGGCUACCCGACAGGCGUAGGUACCUAUGAGCAACAGGCCAAGUUUGCUUUGUACUCACAGUUCCCCAAUGGCUCAGCUAAUGGCUACGGAGCCAUACGAAACUAUGGGGAUCACGGGUUGUUGCUUGGUGAGGGUACAGUAUUGAGACCACCAGUGGUUCAGGAGAAGCCUCCAAGCCACAUCUCACCUCCACCUCAUCAUCCUCCUCACCAUCACCUGCAGCAGCAACACCAACACCAACACCAUCCACAUAACCCACCACUGUUACCUCACCACCAUCACCCGCCUCCUGCCUCUCACCUAAUGCCUCAAGUCUUGCCACCCCCUCCUCCAUUGCUCUUGCCCUCUUCACCGCCCCUCCUGUCACCUCAAGAAAGCACCGUCUCCAACCCCGUUGCGCAAUCCACCACCACUCCUAAAAAGACCAGCUCCCCAGAGAUCAAAAUAAAGAUCAUUAAGACCUACCAAAACGGCAGGGAGCUGUUCGAGUCCUCACUGUGCGGGGAUCUGCUGCAAGAGUUUCAGGCCGGUGAGCCUUCCAGGAGAAGACACGAGCAGAAGAAGGAAAAGAGGAAAAAGAGAAGCAGUAGACAUGGUGCUGGUCAAGAAGAGGAGAGCCAGCAGCCAUGCAAAGGCGUGGAGGAGCGCUCAGGGGUGAUUCACAACUCCGCACAACCCAAAGAAGGUCAUGUUGCAUUCAGCGAAGAGCAACCUUCAUUAACCCUCAAAAGCCCCAAAGCAGAACUGAAGGAACAGAAAGUUGAAAAGCACUUUCCUUCAGUCAUCACUAGCACUGGCUCUGGUCAAGAGUAUGAGAUCGGUGACUUGGUGUGGGCUAAGGUUGGGACGUAUCCUUGGUGGCCAUGCAUGGUGUCAUCAGACCCUCAGUCAAAUGUUAAUAUACGUCUUAAUAAAAGAGGUGUUAAGGAAUACCACGUGCAGUUCUUUGGGAGUGUCCCUGAGAGGGCCUGGAUCCAUGAGAAGAGAAUUGUGGUGUACAAGGGUGAGAAGAGAAAGCAGCAGCGCCGAUCUGUGCGAAGCCGUUCUGAGUCAGAGAAGACUGUGGAACCAGUGCCAAAAAAGAAAGUGAAGAAAGAACAG
Molecule: messenger RNA, 1352 nt
Organism: Sinocyclocheilus grahami
Lineage: Eukaryota; Metazoa; Chordata; Actinopteri; Cypriniformes; Cyprinidae
Product: histone-lysine N-methyltransferase NSD3-like
Exons: 4
Cellular component (GO): nucleus
Source: RefSeq, a predicted model, not a curated record